This is a messenger RNA of Mycotypha africana, 587 nucleotides long. RefSeq lists its product as uncharacterized. The transcript is spliced from 4 exons. The record is from RefSeq and is a predicted model, not a curated record. Gene Ontology annotation, molecular function: ubiquitin-like modifier activating enzyme activity. Bases 156 to 533 code for a protein of 125 amino acids. Lineage: Eukaryota; Fungi; Mucoromycota; Mucoromycetes; Mucorales; Mycotyphaceae.
ACUUCGGAUAUAUUUUCUGCGACUUGACAGAGCAUACAUAUAUAUUAGAACAAAAAACCAACAAUCUUGAUAAAUCCAAAGAACCGAUUGUAACUAAAACACCAACAACAGUGACAUACAAUUCAUUCAAGGAGUCUUUAGAGAAAGAUUGGUCAAUGAUGACGUUGAAAAGCAUUAGACGAAGGAUAUCACCAGUGGCAUUCCUCAUUCUAAUGUUGAUGAAAUUUCAGAAAGUACACCUUCGUGUACCUACUGCAGACGACAGCAAAGCUAUUAUUGAUAGUAAGCCUGAUUUCUUCAAGAGUAUAGGUAUAACAGAUACAACGUUACUGGACGAUAGUCUUAUAAGCGAUAUGGCAUCCUUAUACGAUACAGAGAUGACACCAGUAGCAGCUAUAGUCGGCGGGAUUUUAGCACAGGAUAUUCUGCGAACAUUGUCUGCAAACGGACUGCCGAUUCGUAAUUGGUUCUAUUAUAAUGGUUUAGAUGGUAAGCUGCAUUAUCGCGAUGACUCAUAUUGUUCGCUUUCAUAGCCCUGCUUAACUCUUCAAUUUUGCCCUUUUCUAGGUUCUGGAAUGGUUCAUUAU